Messenger RNA from Drosophila grimshawi, 1460 nucleotides. It is a transcript of the gene Su(P), whose product is annotated as prostaglandin E synthase 2. The coding region runs from base 82 to 1320 and encodes 412 amino acids. The transcript is spliced from 3 exons. Gene Ontology annotation, molecular function: prostaglandin-E synthase activity. Gene Ontology annotation, cellular component: mitochondrion. The record is from RefSeq and is a predicted model, not a curated record. Lineage: Eukaryota; Metazoa; Arthropoda; Insecta; Diptera; Drosophilidae.
UAAAAAAACAGAAGAAGAAGAGAUUUUCCUGACUGCAAUCGGGCUUUGCAUAAUUCGUUUCUAUUAGUAUUUAUUGAAAAUAUGUCGUGUUUUCGUUUGGCAACUGCACUCAAUGCCGUCAACAAUCAAAGCCUUCGACUCCUUGCCAAAAGAACCCCGAAUCUUUCGUUGGCGCGCCGACAAUUUGCAAAUGCGGUGCUCGAAAGCAGCAGCAGCGGCGGCAAAGUAAAGAAACCGAAUGGAACAUUCAAGUUGACGCUGCUUGGUGCAUGCAUUGGCGCCGUCGCUGGCUCCACCUACACCAUCUACACCCGGAUCAAUGAUCAGAAUUCACACAAGGAGCACGAACGCACACCGCCAAAUGUCGUCGAGUCUUUGCCAGCCGGCUUGCGCAUAACGAAGCGUUACAUUAAUCCCAAGGACACAUCCGGCUUGGAUAUUGUGCUUUUUCAGUUUCAGACGUGCCCGUUUUGCUGUAAGGUUCGUGCCUAUCUCGAUUACAUGGGUGUAUCGUAUUCAGUGGUUGAGGUGGACGCAGUUCUGCGCCAGGAUAUCCGUUGGUCAUCGGUUAAGAAGGUGCCCAUGGUGCUAAUCCGACAGCAGGAUGGACAAUAUGUACAGAUGACAGAUUCUAGUGCCAUCAUCUCGCUCGUCGCCACUGUCCUGAAUGACAAGCGCGCCGAUGUUGGCGAAUUGGCGCAGUUCUAUCCGCAGAUAUCCUACUUUGACGAUGACGGCAAGAAGCGACUGGACAUAAUGAACAAAUACUUCCUCAUGUAUCAGGAUCACACACCCAAAAACAUGACUAAGGAAAUCGAGGAAAAUGAACGCAAGUGGAGAACCUGGGCUGACAGCCACCUGGUGCAUCUGAUAUCACCGAACUGUUAUCAGACACUCGCCGAGUCGCUGGAGACCUUUGAGUGGUUCUCCAAGGAGGGCGAGUGGGAUGUCUACUUUCCCAAGUGGGAGCGCAACCUGAUGGUGUACUGUGGUGCGACCGCCAUGUGGCUGAUAGCGAAGAUGCUGAAGCGAAGACAUAAUCUCACCGACGAUGUCCGAUCUCACAUGUAUGAUGCACUGCACAAGUGGACGACGGAUCUCAAGAAACGCAACACGAAAUUCAUGGGCGGUAAGCAGCCAGGUUUGUCGGAUCUUGCAGUGUUCGGCGUCUUGAGCAGCAUGGAAGGAUGUCAGACAUUUAAGGAUUGCCUGCAGGACACAAACAUUGGAAAAUGGUUUUACGAUGUCAAGGAGGUUGUGCAAAAGAACCGCGGCCAACUACGUAGGGAGCGCAUAGUCGGAGUGGAACCAGCGGCCUAAAACUAAAUGUACAUCAUCAUCAAUUUCGCCCCAAAGAUUGUUAAUUUUGUUUAAAUAAACGGUUCCAUUGCUUUUUAUUUAUUUAAAUUGAUCUCAAACUAUCGAUGUUAUUGCCUUCAAUAAUAAUAAAUCUAUAUAUC